GCCGCAGCCGCAGCCGCAGCCAGAGGCCGGAAUUGUUUCCUGGGCUAAGCGCAGCAAGCUGGGAAAGCGUUUCCGGAAGGCUGGUUACAUCCCGCAGCUGAUUUUGGACGCUUCUGGUGUGGGCGAGAGGAGGGAGCAGCCCGAGCGGCGGGAAGGGCAGGGUUAAAUAUUUCGAUUUUGUACUUUGAAAACCGCUGACAGCAUCUGGUAAUGUGUUGACUGGCGCUAUGGGCAGACGAUACCCAGGGGCUCACUAUCGUCCAAGCAGCUCAUAUUUCAAAUUAUAAUCCUUUUCCUGAUCCAUUGCUGAAGCCCCGUGAUCCAUGUCAGAAGUACUUCAAGUUGACUCCAGUGUGGACGCAUUGGCUGUGUUUAUGGCAAGCAGUAGCACAACCGACGUUGUGAAUCGCAAUAAUCCUGCCACUCCCCCUAAUACUCUUAACUUGCGCUCCUCCCAUAAUGAACUGUUGAAUGCGGAAAUGAAGCAUACAGAAACAAAGAACAGCACUCCCCCAAAAUGCAGGAAAAAAUAUGCAUUAACUAACAUUCAGACAGCCAUGGGCCUUUCAGAUCCAGCAGCACAGCCCCUUCUGGGGAACAACUCUGCUAAUAUAAAGCUGGUGAAGAAUGGAGAAAAUCAGCUUAGAAAAGCAGCAGAGCAGGGGCAGCAGGAUCCCAACAAAAAUCUCACUACAACUGCAGGGAUAAACAUUACUUCUGAGAAGUUAGAAGGUAAAGAAGCAACCCCUCAGGAUUCUGCAGGCUGCGAAAUAUUCUCCUCUCAACCUAGGAGCACCAAGAGCUUCCUAAAUUACUAUGCAGAUCUGGAAACAUCAGCCAGGGAAUUAGAACAGAAUUUUGGGAACAGUCAUGUAGUGAUGGAGGAGAAAGCAGCACAAAGUAACAGCCAGGCUUCCACCGUGAUUGUCAAUGGGGAUAUACUGCCUCAGAAACAAAACAAGCUGUCCAGUCCAGAAGAUGGCCAAGUAGCCACUGUAUCAUCAAGUCCUGAGACUAAGAAGGACCAUCCUAAAACUGGAGCCAAAACAGAUUGUGCAUUACAUCGGAUUCAAAAUCUGGCUCCAAGUGAUGAAGAUUCCAGCUGGACAACGUUAUCACAGGACAGUGCUUCUCCAAGUUCACCUGAUGAAACAGCAGAUAUAUGGAGUGAUCGCUCAUUUCAGACCGAUCCUGACUUGCCACCUGGCUGGAAAAAAAUCAAUGACAUUGCUGGGAUCUAUUAUUGGCACAUACCAACAGGAACAACACAGUGGGAACGUCCUAUCUCCAUACCAGCAGAUCUUCAGAGCUCAAGGAAAGGAUCACUUAAUUCUAUUACCCCAUCUCCUACCCCAGAAACUGAGAAACAGCCAUGGAGUGAUUUUGCUGUACUGAAUGGGGGAAAGAUUAAUAGUGACAUUUGGAAGGACCUCCAUGCAGCCACAGUGAACCCAGACCCCAGUCUAAAAGAAUUUGAGGGAGCAACAUUACGCUAUGCAUCUUUAAAGCUCAGAAAUGCUCCACAGUCUAAUGAAGAUGAUUCCUGUAGCAUCAACAGUGAUCCAGAAGCCAAGUGCUUUGCUGUGCGCUCUUUGGGAUGGGUGGAAAUGGCAGAAGAAGAUCUUGCUCCUGGAAAAAGCAGUGUGGCUGUGAACAAUUGCAUCAGACAGCUAUCUUACUGUAAAAAUGAUAUCAGAGACACCGUUGGUAUAUGGGGAGAGGGAAAAGACAUGUACCUUAUACUGGAGAAUGACAUGCUAAACUUGGUUGAUCCCAUGGAUCGCACCAUUCUUCAUUCUCAGCCCAUUGUGAGCAUCAGAGUCUGGGGAGUGGGUCGUGACAAUGGACGAGAGAGAGACUUCGCUUAUGUAGCAAGAGACAAAGACACGAGGAUUUUGAAAUGUCAUGUGUUUCGAUGUGACACGCCUGCAAAAGCCAUUGCAACAAGUCUGCACGAGAUCUGCUCUAAGAUUAUGGCUGAACGGAAGAAUGCUAAAUCUGUGGCUUGCAGCUCUUUACAAGAGCGAACAAAUCUCACCCUUGAUGUUCCCCUGCAAGUAGAUUUCCCAACACCAAAGACAGAGCUGGUACAGAAGUUCCAUGUGCAGUACUUAGGCAUGUUACCUGUAGCUAAGCCUGUGGGUAUGGAUACUCUGAACAGUGCCAUAGAAAACCUUAUGGCUUCCUCUAGCAAAGAGGAGUGGAUGCCAGUUACCAUGAACGUUGCUGAUGCUACUGUGACAGUCAUCAAUGAAAGAAAUGAAGAACAAAUCAUGGUGGAAUGUCGUGUUCGGUUCCUGUCCUUUAUGGGAGUGGGCAAAGAUAUCCAUACAUUUGCCUUCAUUAUGGAUGCAGGGAACCAGCAUUUUGAGUGCCAUGUUUUUUGGUGUGAACCAAAUGCAGGCAAUGUAUCAGAAGCAGUUCAGGCUGCGUGUAUGUUACGGUAUCAGAAGUGCUUGGUAGCCAGACCUCCUUCACAGAAAGUUCGACCACCCCCUCCUCCUGCAGACUCGAUGACCAGAAGAGUCACAACUAAUGUCAAACGAGGAGUCUUGUCCCUUAUUGACACUUUAAAACAGAAGCGUCCUGUUUCUGAGAUGCCAUAGCUGCUCAAGGGAAAGGAUUCUUGUAACACUUAAUUGAAGAUAAAAUAGCUACACUAAAGAAAAUGAACUGAUGUUCGACCUUCCAUUUUAAAUUGCUGAUGCUUUGUCUUCAAAGAAUUUAUCCAUAUCAAAACAAUGUUAGACAAGCAUGUUCUCUCGUUCUUGCCAUCAUCAUGUGAUAUGAAAAGACGCAUGAGUGAUUUUUUUGCUGUCAGUGAGUUACAUCAUGAGCAGUGGAAGGUCUAUUUGAUUGUAAAUAUUAUGAACAUUACCUAAAUUCACACAAAAACAGAAUAUGGCCACGUCCCUCCUAGUGAACUAAUGUUAAAGUCCUUGGAGUGAUUGCCUGAAUUAUAGUUUCACCAUCUUCUUGAGCUGGAUUUGUCACAAGAAAACCAUUAAAUCCUACAGCACUUUGCCCUGUUUUCAACACUGGAGUAGGUACAGAGUAUUAGUUACCAUAAAUUACUGUAGUUUAAAUACCAAGUUUUAUUUUUACAAACUGUACCUGUUAGUGAGUUUUAAAAUGUGUGUUGGCAUUGGUUUAGCAACCACUUUAUAACUUGGCCUGACAUGCCUUUUGAAUCAUAGUGAUCCUAUUUCAUUUAAUGUUUAUGUAUUAUGAUUUUGGAGAAGAAAAGUUUUGAGUAAUUCAGAGCAGGAUGCAUCACCUGUAGCCUUUCACCCCAAAACAGAAAAAAUUUUACCUGGGGCUGUUAAAUCUAUUCUUGAAAAUCCUACAUGGUGCAACAAAAAUGUGAUUUAUUAAACUGUAGGUUCUUACCAUCUAGAAUUCUGAGAGGGACCUAUUCAGAACUGUUAGAUAUGAUACAAACUAGAACGCUACACAUUGUCCCUGUCUUACUCCUGCGUGCAAACUUUCAACUGAAGGCCUGAUCACAACGUUCUUUCAUUUGGAGUUUGGUGCUGUGUUAGUAAUUACAUGAGAUGCAAAGAAAGGACUAUUACAUUUUUUGUUGUGCAAAUCUGUUCCCAUUUAUACCACGAUGAGGUUUCAUUUUACUUUUAUGCCCUUUUUUGUAGCAGCUCUCAACAAAGGAAUGAUGGAGCUACAUGUAGUAUAAUCUGAUUUCAGAGCUUUUGUUCCAAAGCUCCAGCUGUGUUUGUUCACUCAACUGUAAAUUCUUUGACAACAAACUGGGUAGUAUUGCCCCUUAAAAGCAUACAUUGUACUAACCUUUGAAUGCACCUAUUUGCUUAUCUUUUUUCUGUGUUUUUCUCCCUUGCCACAGCUAUAGGUUGGUACUACAGUAAAAAUGAAACAUUGCAGAUUUUUUUAACAGUGUUAAAAAAUUUCUGUCUCCAUUGUUAGAUGUCUGCCCUGAAGGCUGAUCCAUCUGGGUCUGCUGACACUAUCAUUCUAAAGCCACAGUGUCUAUAUGGCUAUAGUGGCUACUGCUAUAGCAAAGUAGCUAUGCUCAACUGGUCAAA
Pelodiscus sinensis (Chinese soft-shelled turtle) is the source of this 4058-nucleotide messenger RNA. The record is from RefSeq and is a predicted model, not a curated record. Lineage: Eukaryota; Metazoa; Chordata; Testudines; Trionychidae.